ACGCUUUGUUGUGUUCGUCGAACUCUAGGUUUUGGGCUGCAGUCCCGAUUCCUCAUAUGAACUCUAGGGUUUUGGGUCCAAUCCCCUUUUCAUUUUUGAUAUCGAGUUUUCUGCCGGGCAAUGGUGCAUUUUCAUCUGCAAAAUCGAAGUAACCGCCUGAUUAUGCACAAAGAAAAGCUUCAAAUAUCAAAUAAUUUUCUCAAUUCACUCUGAAGACAAGAAAAAGCUGCUUUAAGCAAGGAUAUUUUUCCUGGAUGUGCUAUUGACAUUUCUGCUAUGUCAGGGUUACUUAAUUCAUCUCUGAAUGGAUCGACCUCAAAUAUUCCAGAGAGUACUGGGAGGUCUUUUGCUACAUCUUUCUCUGCUCAAUCUGGUGCUGCAUCCCCUGUUUUUCAUCACACAGGAACCAUUCAAGGGCUGCACAAUAUACAUGGGAGCUUUAAUGUUCCCACCAUGCCUGGCACGCUUGCAUCUAGAAACUCUACGAUAAAUAAUGUUCCUUCAAGUGGAGUUCAACAACCUGCUGGAAGCCUUUCUAGUGGUCGUUUUGCCUCGAACAAUCUCCCUAUUGCCCUUUCUCAGAUAUCUCAUGGCAGCUCACAUGGUCAUUCAGGGGUGACAAACAGAGGUGGAAUGAGUGUUGUUGGAAGCCCUGGGUAUAGUAGUGGCACAAAUGGAGUUGGUGGUUCUAUUCCUGGGAUUCUUCCAACCUCUGCUGCAAUUGGCAACCGUGGUGCUGUUCCAGGAAUGGGAGUACCUCCAAUUCUUGGAAAUGCAGGAUCUCGAAUUACAACCUCAAUGGGAAACGUAGUCGGUGGGGGCAACAUUGGGAGGAACAUGAGCUCUGGUGGGGGAUUAUCUGUGCCUGGUCUUGCUUCUCGCCUAAAUCUAACUGCCAACAGUGGUUCAGGGAAUUUAAGCAUGCAAGGUCCAAAUAGAUUGAUGAGUGGCAUGCUUCAACAUGUUUCUCCACAGGUGAUUUCCAUGCUAGGAAAUUCUUAUCCAACUGCUGCUGGCCCACUCUCUCAAAGCCAUGUCCAAGCAGUUAAUAAUCUUAGCUCUAUGGGAAUGUUGAAUGAUGUAAAUUCAAAUGAUGGUUCACCCUUUGAUCUAAAUGAUUUCCCUCAGCUGAGUAGCCGUCCCAGUUCUUCUGGAGGGCCCCAAGGACAACUGGGUUCGCUUCGUAAACAAGGUAUUGGAGUUAGUCCUGUUGUUCAACAAAACCAAGAGUUCAGUAUUCAAAAUGAAGAUUUUCCAGCUUUACCAGGAUUUAAAGGUGGUAAUGCUGAGUAUGCUAUGGACCUGCACCAGAAAGAACAACUACAUGACAGUACUGUGUCCAUGAUGCAGUCUCAGCACUUCUCUAUGGGCAGGUCUGGCGGAUUCAAUUUGGGAGGUGCAUAUUCAUCUCAUCGUCCACAGCAGCAACAUGCUCCAUCAGUCAGUAGCAGUGGUGUUUCCUUCUCUGGUGUAAACAAUCAGGAUCUUCUCCAUCUGCAUGGUUCAGAUAUGUUCCAGUCAUCUCAUUCAAGCUAUCACUCACAGACUGGUGGACCUCCUGGCAUAGGAUUAAGACCUGUGAAUUCCCCUAAUACUGUUUCUGGUAUGGCGUCAUAUGACCAGCUUAUUCAACAGUAUCAACAACAUCAGAAUCAAAAUCAGUUUCGUCUGCAGAUGUCUGGUAUAAGCCAGUCCUAUAGGGAUCAAGGUGUCAAGUCAAUGCAGGCUUCACAAGCUGCCACAGAUCCAUUUGGUUUGCUUGGUUUGUUGAGUGUAAUAAAGAUGAGUGACCCUGAUCUAACAUCCCUUGCCCUUGGAAUUGAUCUGACAACUCUUGGAUUGAACUUGAACUCAACAGAAAAUCUUCAUAAGACCUUUGGGUCCCCAUGGUCUGAUGAGCCUGCCAAGGGGGAGCCAGAGUUCAAUGUGCCGCAAUGUUAUUAUGCCAAACAACCACCACCUCUAAAUCAAUCUUAUUUUGCAAAAUUCCCUGUGGAUACAUUGUUCUACAUUUUUUACAGCAUGCCAAAAGACGAAGCCCAGUUAUAUGCUGCAAAUGAACUGUACAACAGAGGUUGGUUCUAUCACAGAGAAGUUCAUCUGUGGUUUACUAGGGUCUCAAACGUGGAGCCUCUUGUCAAGACAAAUACAUACGAGAGGGGAAGUUACAUCUGUUUUGAUCCAAACACGUGGGAAACUAUUCGCAAGGAUAAUUUUGUUCUCCAUUACGAGAUGUUGGAAAAAAGACCAGCCAUUCCUCCUCAAGUUCAACAUUAACUCUUAUUCCCAUUUUGGAAAUGUAAAGUUUCAGUCUAUAGCUUUUAUCAUUAGAAGCAAUUCAGUUUGCUGCUUAGUCUGCCAGCUGUUUUCCAUUGUAAGCAAUAGUGGCACCAUUUGCUUUCAUAAUAUAAAAACGAGAAAGAAACAAAGAACUACAUUUUUAUC
Messenger RNA from Diospyros lotus (date-plum), 2445 nucleotides. Its product is annotated as probable NOT transcription complex subunit VIP2. Gene Ontology annotation, cellular component: P-body; CCR4-NOT core complex. The coding region runs from base 277 to 2277 and encodes 666 amino acids. Gene Ontology annotation, biological process: nuclear-transcribed mRNA poly(A) tail shortening; regulation of DNA-templated transcription. The transcript is spliced from 14 exons. NCBI's taxonomy places the organism in Eukaryota, Viridiplantae, Streptophyta, Magnoliopsida, Ericales, Ebenaceae. The record is from RefSeq and is a predicted model, not a curated record.